AUGCCCUCCUCUGUGAAGGUCACAAAGGACUCAGUCUGGACCCUGCGGCUUGCAGGGGCCAGGCUGCUGGUGGCAGGUGUGUGCUUCUGGCGGCUAGAGGUCGGGAAGCAUGUGAGUCGGGCUGGCGAGCGUUCUGUGCUCGGUGCUGCUUGUUUGCGCAAGGACAGCUUCAGGAGGGGAAUAGACGACAGAAUUUCGCUAAAGAAAAUCCAGCAUCUAUUAAGGUCCUUGAGAAGUGUGCGGUGGUGGACGCUCCGAAGUGAAGGAUGGAGGCAUCGUUGUCCACAUCUUCCUACGAAGAUUUAUGAUAAAAUAGAGAAACCAUGUCUCCUCACCGAGUACAACGAGAAUUAUCCUAUCUAUGAGUCUUACCUACCCAGAGAUUCCUUUAAGCCCAGGAGGGUUUACCAGAAGAGGUCCAUACCAAUGGAAGGCCUGACCACAUCCAGGAGAGAUUUUGGGCUUCACAAAAUGGCACCAGUGGAAUUCCAUCAGCCUGACCCGUACGUUCCAAGUGAAGAGAAUAUGGAUUUACUCACAACAUAUAAACAAGAUUUUAACUAUGUCCCUGUUUGUCAAGUUGGUGCCAUCAAACCUCGGGACAGUAAAUUUCCAAAUGGUGACAAGACACAGUAUCUGCCUACUUACAAAGUUGAUUAUUUACCUUGGAACCAACCAAAACGAGAGCUUCUUCGUCCGCCACACAACUUCCGGCCAGAAUCUACCAGGUUUGAAAACAGAACCACACAUCAAGAUGAGUAUACUAUGAAAGGCCUUGUGACUACUGUGAGCUGUAAGCCUGUGAUCAAACCAAAGCUCUGUAACAUCCCCUUGGAGGACCUGACUAACUACAAGAUGAACUACGUGCCCCACCCUGUGGAGAAGCGCUUUGUUAGAGAGCCUGAGAAAUUUAAACCCUGUGAAAUCCCCUUUGAGAACCUGACCACCCACAAAGAGUCCUACCGAGGUCUCCUAGGGGAGCCUGCCAAGAUCUCAAAACCUCCAGCCAGGUACCCUUCUCAAGAAAUACCUUUCUCAAACACCACUGAGUGUCAAGAGAAAUACCAAGCUUGGGCAACACCCCAGAUAGUCCCUAAGACUCCUGUUACAUAUGUCCCUCCUGAGGAGAAGAUGGAUCUUCUGACAACUAUGCAGAGCCAUUACAGAUACCGUAAGGGGACCCCUGCUCAAUCUUGCCGACCUGUGCUUUCCAUUAAGAAGAGCAGCCGCUUUGACAGUUCCACCACCACCAAGGAUGACUACAAGCAGUGGGAAGCUGUGAACACAAAGCCAGUCAAACCUGUUCCUCAUCUGACCUUGCCUGUUGAACCUUUGGACUACCAGACUACCACUAAGAUCUGCUAUGUGCCCCACCCGCCUGUCACUACUAAAAAUUACAAGCCCCCCUGGGCUGGCCCUCGAAGAAACAUCCCUGUGGAGGGUCAGACUACUUACUCCAUUUACUUUACUCCCAAGGAAAUGGGCAGGUGCCCAGCAUCAUACAUAGAGCCCCCUGGCUACAUCUUUGAGGAAGUGGAUGCUAUGGGACACAAGAUAUAUAGGGCAGUUUCUCAGACAGGUUCUGGGCAGAACAGCUGUCUCUCUCUAUAUGAUGCAGAGAAGUCUGGCCAGAAGGAACUGGAAGUGUCAGCCUGACUUUGAAAAAUUAUUAAAAAAUUGCACAGUACCUUUAAAAGCAGACACCUAAAAAUUACUCACUGAAGAAGAAUUUCCCAAAACAACAACAAAAAUUAAAGCACCUACCUCAGAAUGAAAAAUGUUAUUACCAACUCCAGGGUAUCUGAAUAACAUGAGAACCACUUGAAUAAAGGAAAAUGAACUGUACACAUUGGCUGACUGGCCCCCUUUAGCUCUCCUUCUACAGUUAAUCUCUAACCCCUUCAGGUCCCUUUUGUUUAUGGAAUCAAAGAGGAUAUCAGUGACAUUUCUGUGAUCUUGAUGUAAUGUAAUUAUUGUAUGAGUUGAU
Cricetulus griseus (Chinese hamster) is the source of this 1987-nucleotide messenger RNA. The record is from RefSeq and is a predicted model, not a curated record. NCBI's taxonomy places the organism in Eukaryota, Metazoa, Chordata, Mammalia, Rodentia, Cricetidae.